Pseudogymnoascus destructans is the source of this 444-nucleotide messenger RNA. RefSeq lists its product as uncharacterized. The record is from RefSeq and is a predicted model, not a curated record. The coding region runs from base 1 to 444 and encodes 147 amino acids. Lineage: Eukaryota; Fungi; Ascomycota; Leotiomycetes; Thelebolales; Thelebolaceae. The transcript is spliced from 2 exons.
AUGUUCUUACCUAUGUUCUCACUGCAAAAAUCCAGGAGUAUUCCCCAACUCGAAUACCACCGAGGCCCGCAUCGCAAAGGUGGCGCUGGCGCGUAUGUGUGCCGCUCGUCAAAUAUAUUGACCAGGCACUGCUCUAUCCCAAGUCCGACAGUUCUGUCGGCACAGAAUGACUGGAGAUGCUGCUGCCACCUUCGAUUCGAAGGUGGCACCAGGGAGUUUCCCCAAGCUUGGGAACGUAACGAUGGUCUCGUGAGUCCGAUACCACCGGAGACAGUGGAGGAGAUCGAGCACAUGAAGACGGUGGAACCUGCCUUUGCUGACGUUGGCGUGCAUGUGUCGUGGGAGGAGAACUUGAUGGGUCCGUUCUUGUACACUGCGAUUCCGGGGGGGACGCCGGGCUUAACGGUAACUUGUGUGCCAUCUGCUCCUCAGCCACUUCCUUGA